AUGUGGAAGCAAAAACAGCAGAAGUUGUUUAAGUCCCAAUUUGCCCUCCAGAAGAUGGGCACUCUGUACCGCCGCGGCACCAGAGCCAUGCCCGAUCUCGUCGUCGCCCACGUCCACGACGACGUCACGGAGCCCGAGCUCCGGUUGUUUCUGAGGGUGUUGCACCGGUCCGGCCUCACGUCCAGAGCGGACGUGGCGUUCGUCUUCGCCUCCUCCGGUUCGAGAUUCGGGUCCGUAAUCCAGGAAGAGAACUCCUCGUUCUUAGUGCUGCUCCGCCGUUACGGGGGCGUACACCGGACGGCUGCGUCGAGGGAAAAACCCGGUUUGGGAUUCGACGCGGCUCAGUUCAUCAAGGCCGGGAAAAAGGAUAUUGAAGAGCCCCUCUGGGGGAAAAAGGGUGCACACUCGGAAGGCGACGGUGAGUUGACUCGGUUUAGUUAUGGGUCAGUUGUGGGGUUCGAGGCGGGCGAGCUGGACCCGGAAAACUCACUAUCCGGAUUCGUGGAGCACGUAGUGCCGAUGAGCCUGCGUCGGUGGGCGUGUUACCCGAUGCUUCUCGGCCGCGUUCGAAGAAACUUCAAGCAUAUUAUGUUGGUGGACGCGAAAAACUCCGUCGUGGUCAGGGACCCACUCGGCCGAGUCCGGCACCGGAGUCCCGAGUCGGUUCUUUUAUUCGCAAUGCCGCCGGGUAAGCACCCCAAGAAAAACUCCGACUCAACUCAGUCUCACGGCGCGGUUAAUUCCGUCGUUAUUACGGGCGGGGCCCGCGGAAUUCGGCGGCUGUCGAACACCGUGUUGACGGAAAUAGUUCGGGCCACCAUGCAGCACAAGAGGAAGAGCAUGGUGACCGAGUCGGGAAUUUUGAGUCAACUCGUUGCCAACCCAUUCGUAAGGAAGAGCAUUAAUCUGGUCACGUCAAGUGAGUCGGUGCCGGACCCGAGUUCAAUCGGCGGAGCAGCGGGGCUGUCCGGCGGGCACACAAUUAUCCAACGUGGUAAUAGUAAUCACGACGAGCUUAAGUCUAUUAUUAUGAAGCAAAUUUGUUUAUUAGAAAUAGAUUCUUCUGUCUAUAGGGAUUGUUAG
This is a messenger RNA of Pyrus x bretschneideri (Chinese white pear), 1083 nucleotides long. RefSeq lists its product as uncharacterized. The record is from RefSeq and is a predicted model, not a curated record. Bases 1 to 1083 code for a protein of 360 amino acids. The transcript has a single exon. Lineage: Eukaryota; Viridiplantae; Streptophyta; Magnoliopsida; Rosales; Rosaceae.